Molecule: messenger RNA, 3372 nt
Organism: Octopus sinensis (East Asian common octopus)
Lineage: Eukaryota; Metazoa; Mollusca; Cephalopoda; Octopoda; Octopodidae
Product: alpha-1,3-mannosyl-glycoprotein 4-beta-N-acetylglucosaminyltransferase A
Exons: 16
Coding region: 1576-3258 (560 amino acids)
Biological process (GO): protein N-linked glycosylation
Cellular component (GO): endoplasmic reticulum; endoplasmic reticulum-Golgi intermediate compartment; Golgi stack
Molecular function (GO): acetylglucosaminyltransferase activity
Source: RefSeq, a predicted model, not a curated record
UCUCUAUACUAUUACUCUAGCUCUCUCUUUUGCCAUCGUGCAUCAUCACACACCCAAUAUUUUGCCAGAACCAUCAGGACGCUUCCUUUCACUACAAGUCGGCAGUUAAUAUUUUGUUUUGCUUUUUCCCCUUUUCAUUUCCUCCGAAGAAAGAAAAAAAAAAGAAAGGUGUAAAAUAAGACGAAUUUAACAGCCGCCCAGAUCAAUAUUAUUGUUUGGUUCAUUCCUCGGCAAAUUAACCUCAAAGAUAGGGAACGAAACCAAACCCGAACCAACAACAUUAACCUACCACCUUCACACACCAUUUCGGCCGGUUCCUUCUGUGUCUUUUAUUCUCCCGGUUACACAAUUAAUUCCAAUUAAACUAAUCAAACCAAACUUGUCAACAGACAGCAACACACAUGCUGAACAGAAUAUAUUUAGAAGGCAUCUUUAAAAAACACAACAUCGACAUUUUUCCAGAAAGGAUUAAUGUGAAAACCAACAAAGGCCGUGCUUGUUAAAUCGACAAGAAACGAUUAAGCCUUGUUGUCUAUCUCUAAAUCACUGCAUGCUGUUGUUGUUGUUGUCGUAGCAGUCGUCCUCUCCGCCACAUUUGGACUCAGUGAUGUUACCCGACCGCCAGCCCGUCGCCUCUUCUUGCUGCUGCUGUUGCUGCUACUGCUGUUGCUGCGUUCACCCCUGUCUGGCAGACUAGUUCAUUGUGUGGUGGGUGGGGGGGUACUUGUAAAAUGUCCUGUAGAGCGCCCAUUCUAGGACUGCUACCACUACAGACACAGCUACUACUACUACCACCACACCACCAGCAGCAGCAGCAGCAACAACAACAACACCAACAACGUCGCCGCCGCCGCCGCCACCACUGUGACUGCCACUGCCGCCGUCGACGCCACCACCACCACUGCUACUACUACUACUACAACAACACCACCACCAACAACAACAACAACUACACCCACCUGCACUGCCACCACCACCACCACCACCACCGACUGCACCACCACCACCACUGUCCUUGCUGGCGGUGUUGCACAACCCCGCCUCCUUACCCCCCUCCUGUUGCUCCUGUCAAUCACCUCCCUCCCUGUCUUUGUCAUAGUGUUUGUCACAGUCACUCUGUUAUUACAUAGCUAGGCCUCGUCCCCACCACCACCACCACCUAUAGUACUCUUAUUACUGCUGAUAUUACUGAAAAAACUCCUGUCUGGGACAUUACUGCUGGCCGCAUAGGUUGCACCACCACCACCACCGCCCCACCAUCAUUGCCUCCCACCACCACCACCAAGUGGUGAGGAGGUGACAUUGGUGUUUUGUUCUUUCACACACACACACACACACACACACUGUAUGUCCAACUGACACACGGAGAUUUCAACCAGUUCCACGCUCCACCCCUCCACACCAUAAAGCAACAAGCUAACCCUCCCCUGCUGUUUCCUUAAAAUAUCCAACCAACCAACCAACGAACCAGUCAGUUGAGGAAAGGAACUCAACCACCUGACCGACCGACCGACCAACCAACCCUUAAUUAUUUGUCUUGGAGGGGCUACAGCUCACCACCGAUUGGCUUACCGGAUGAGAGCAAGACUGAAGAAUGUUGUUCUUUUGCUGGUCAUGGUCUUCAUUUUGCCCAUAUUCUUCAUGGUGACCCGACCAGCAUGUGAACAAAUUGCUCUGAACUAUACGGCUAACAUUUACGAGAACAAUAAAUUGAAUGGUCAAUAUGAAGCAUUAUUGGAAAAAAGGUUUGCUGAACUGCAUGCACGGCUGAAGUUUGCUGAGUCUCUGAACAAGCAGAGAAAAAAUGAUAUUCACAUCCUGCGUAGUCAGUUCACGUACCUCUUGCAGUCCGUACUUCACAGCAAUGUUUCAAACAAGUCAGUCCUAAUCGAGAAGUUUCCAAGUGAUCUCCAAACAGCUCUAGUCAACUUCACUGACCUUUAUGGACAGUCCUCCAUCCAUUUACCUAGCCUUUUCACCUAUCUCCCUCAUCUGUCUCACAAUCCGAAUGGCAUGAGACCAGCCUAUAAAUUGUCUCGCAACCGCUUUGGAGUUUCUAUGGUGUUUGGCAUUCCGACGAUAAAGCGAGACAGAGUCAGUUACCUGCGUCGAACGUUGCAUUCACUGAUUGAUGGACUUAACGAAGAAGAGAGAGAGGACUGUCUAAUUAUUGUGUUCGUGGCUGAGCCAUGGAACCUACAAUAUGUCAAGCAAGUUGGAGAUCAAAUUUACAAAGAGUUCCACUCUAGUGUGGACAGUGGUCUUUUGGAAGUGAUCAGUUCUCCACCUGAAUUUUACCCGAAUUUAGACAAUUUAAAGAGAACACUUGGAGAUUCCCAAGACAGAGUUCGAUGGAGAACGAAGCAAAACUUAGAUUUCUCUUUCCUCAUGCUCUACGCUAAAAGUAAAGGUGUUUUUUAUGCACAGCUUGAAGAUGAUGUGAUAUCAAAACCUGGUUAUUUUUCAAUAAUGAAAACCUUCACCCAACAACAAAAGUAUGUGGAAUGGUUUGUCCUGGAAUUCUCCACAUUGGGAUUCAUUGGAAAAUUAUUUAAAUCCAGUGAGCUGCCAAUUUUGGUGGAAUUUUUCCUGAUGUUUCACACAAGCCAACCCAUAGACUGGUUGCUCGACGACUUCCUCACGGUGAAGAUAUGUAAUCCAGAUAAAGAUAGAAAACAUUGUGUCCGGAUGAAGGAAGAAGUGCGUAGAAGAUACAAACCAUCUCUCUUUCAACAUAUUGGAAUUCAGUCUUCUUUGAAGGGUAAAAUUCAGAAGUUACAAGACAAAUAUUUUGGUAAGGACGGUCUCUACCGUGCUCAUAUCAACCCACAUGCAGUGGUCAGUACCUCAUUGAAAACCUACCAACAGUUCACAUUACAAAAAGCCUACUUGGGAGAGACAAUCUUCUGGGGUAUGAGCCCACUGCCUAAAGAUAUGGUCAAGUUUGAGUUUACACCACCCGUAGUUCUGGAAAGCUUUAAAUUCCGUAGUGGAAAUUCAGAGCACCCAGGAGACAAGUUUUUUGACACCGUUGUGGAAAUACUCCCAGUAACCCAUGAACACACGAAAGAUGGAACGCCGUAUCCAAUACUUAACCAUGGUUAUUACCAAGUAGCCCGCUUCAAAGCUGAUGGUGUCGCUGAAGGUACAAUCAAAGACAAUAUCGGUCCCAUCAAGAUUCUUCGACUCCACUGCCAAGUCAAAAGUGAUAGCUGGGCAAUACUGAGUGAAAUUUAUAUUAAAGCGAAGACAAGCUGAUUGUUACAGUUAUUGUUGUUGUUCUUGUUAUUCUUGCUGUCAAAAAAAAAAAACAAUAAAAAUGAAAACAAAAAAAAAAUAGCAGACAUCAACCAACUUUACCCAAAGACAGAA